Molecule: messenger RNA, 405 nt
Organism: Lactuca virosa
Lineage: Eukaryota; Viridiplantae; Streptophyta; Magnoliopsida; Asterales; Asteraceae
Source: the annotation of a GenBank genome assembly
UUCACAGACAAUAUGUUCCCUCAUUACUCUCUCGUUCUCUCCGCUCACCCACUUUCUUCUCUCUCGCAUCUCGUUCGAUCGUUCCUGCAACACCGGCGAUCUUGCUGCAACACCGGCGAUCUUCUUUCUCCAUCUCCGAUCAGAAACGAUGCCUUCACGAUCAUCUCCAAAUCACAGUUGACACAGUUAGAGAUGUCGCAUGUGAGGGAAGAGAUUGCAAACGACCUUCGUGAACUACGACGCAGCCUCACUGGAGACUUGGACGCCCUCAAUCAUGAAGUGGAUGAUGUUAGGGCAGGUCAACUCGAUCUAGCUAACAUGGUUGUUGAUUUUAAGAAGCAUUUAUGUUCAUUGCAAGCGUCGUAUGUCAACAUCGUUUUGGGAGAAACAAGUGGAAGAAAGUGA